Caenorhabditis angaria is the source of this 5065-nucleotide messenger RNA. The record is from the annotation of a GenBank genome assembly. Lineage: Eukaryota; Metazoa; Nematoda; Chromadorea; Rhabditida; Rhabditidae.
AUGACGGUUGAAGUUUUUCGCAAAAAGGCGCAUGCGCCACCACAAGACGAUGAAGAUUGGUGUCCAAAGCGUAAAAUUGUGAGUUUCUGGGAAUUUUUGAGUGAAAUUAUUGAUUUCUGAUUUCAGAAGCGUUUGGUAGUAGAAAAAGAAAAAGUUCCGGCAAAACCAACUCAUCAAGAAGCAGUUUUCAAUAAUAUUGUGCUGGUUUCCAAGAUUUUUGAUUUGGUGGUCGCAGAUGAGCCGAUUUUAAACUUUUUGGAUUGGCGUGUGAGUUUUAGCUUUAAUUUUCAGUUAUUCCAAAUAAAAUGUCGAUUUUUCUAGCGCGUGAAUCGCUCCUUCGGAAGUGCUUGCCUUCACAAAGUUCGCAAAGAUUUUCGUCAUUUACAAGUUGUUGCAAGUGCGCCCGAUGGAGAAGGCGACGUUGAGAUCAAUGAGAUAUCGAUUGAUUUGGUGCAAGUGGCGAAAUUGUUCGGAUUUUUGCGUCGGAUAGCUUUGAUUCAAAUUGAGACUAUUGAAUUUGCCGGAUUUGUUGAGGACAACAAAUUGAUUCAUGAUUGUAUUCUUCACGAGCUUUUUGCUUUCAGUGGUGAGCAUUAUUCUAUGAAAAACCGUGAAUUCAAAGAGAAAAUACUGAUUUUUGGUGAAAAUUCUAAAAAAUCUGCAAUUUCCUGUCAAAUGUUGUGAUUUACACUGGAUUUGACGAGAAAUUGCAGAAAACCCUAGAAAUUCUGCAUUUUUGCAUCAAAUUGGAUGUUUUGUUUGAAAUUUAGUCGCAAAACGUCAGAUUCUGCAUUUUUGCGUCAAAUCACGUGUUUUUAAUCAAGUUUCACUCAAAAGCAGCGAAACUCCACGGAAUUUUAAAUAGAAAAACCUGAUUUCACGGAAAAUUGCAGAUUCUCACUCAAGUCGCAAACACCGCGACGCAAAAAUGCACACAAAUUAUUUUUUGGCACUUUUCCAAAUCAAUUUUUUUGCAGCCGUCCAUGUUCGCUCAUAUAAAGGAGCUGAUGAGAUUUGCGAAGCCGGUUGUAUGAUGUGCUAUAUUUUGGCAUCACAAAGUCAUAUUUAUGGACCAAUGCAAUGGUUGACACUUCAAAAAGGAUUCGAUAAUCAACGACAUUUUCAACAUUUGUUGAUCACUGAAAUGUGCGUUUCGAAGAUUUGGAAACUGACAGAUUUAUGACCAAAAAUCGCGGUUUUCUUCAAUUUUCAUCACAAAAAUCCUGAAAUUUCGCUAGUUUCUGAAUUAAAACAAUGUAAAAAUGAGAAAAAAUAAUUUUUCUUGUGGAAAUUAGCAAAUUUUAGGUCACGUUGAAAUUACCUAUUUUCGAAAUAAUCCGUGUACUUCUCUCGGACAAGCGGAAAAUGCUUGAAAUUUGAAUUUUUGUUGAAAAAUAAAAUCUGUGUAGUUCUCUCGAACAACUUGGAAACUAUGGGGAAAAAUAAUUGUCUGUCUGCUCUCUCUCUCUCUCUCAGUUUUUCAUUGUCUCUAAUCAAAAUCAUAUUUUAUUUUUUCCCCAUAGUUUCCAAGUUUUCCGAGAGAACUACACUGAUUAAUUUUGAACAAAAAUUCUAAUUUCAAGCAUUUUCCGCUUGUCCGAGAGAAGUACACGGAUUAUUUCAGAAAUUUUCAGUACAUUCUUAAUUAUUUUAAUUGAGAAACCGGAGAAAUGGGGUAAUUUUCAGGAUUUUUGGAUUAAAAAUCAAUCAAGUUUUCACCCAAUUUCCCAAAAAUGCUCAAAAAUUCCCCAAUUUUUUCAGUUUGAUAACACAAAUUGCAAUGUAUUGUCUGGAAAUGGUCGAAUCUGGCGAAAAGGCGAUGGAAAUUAUGAAAUUAACAAUUGGCCAAAAUGUGGCGUGUGAUGUGUUGGAAAUUAUUGUCUCAGAUCGCUUGAUGAUUUCGCAAGAAUCGCCAACUCAUCCGAGAAAUGUUAUUGAUUGUAUUGUAAAACAGUGGAAGUACGUGGAUUUUAGGGAGGGUUUUGAGCUGAAAUUUGAAAAAAUUGAAAAAUUUUGAGCUAGAAAUGGGGAAAUUAGAGAAAAAUCUGAAUUUUUCUGAAAAAAAGCCUAGAAAACAUCUUGUCGGUUUCUAGGCCAUUGAGAAUUUUUUUUCUAAAAAUUGUAAACCGCAAGCUUUCGCGCAAGUUACCAUAACUUCUAGAUUUUUCAAAAAAGUUGCAGUUUUUUGAACAAAAUUGUGAAAAUCCGAAACAAAAUUAUUUUUACAUUACAUCUAAAAUUCAACCUCCAAAAUCUCAUCCAAAAUUUUGCAGACCGAAAUCGGUGAAGCUGAAAUUUAUGACUGGAUAUUCAUCAUUAGAUUGUUCCGAAUGGACAAAUAAACACAUUUUCGACGAACUUCGUUUCGAUUCGAAUAAAUUGAACGAAACCUGGAUGAGACAUUCGGAAAAGCUGCAAAGUUUGGAAAUUGAUUUGACUGAAGGCGAUGCAAUUGCUGAAUGUUUAUUAGAAGUUGCAGCUGAAAAUGUGCGAAAUUCCACGUUGUUUUCGCCGCCAAAACCGAAUCGCAAAUAUUCGAUGGAGCAUGUUUGCUCCAAUGUUAAAAAGAUUUUUCCGACUGAUCGCGUUUUUGUUAGUUUGCCGUUGGCGUUGCAUCAGUUUGCGGUGAGGGUUCUGGGGAGGGAAUUUGAAAAAAAAAGCUUGAAAUCUUGAAAAACAGUCAAUUUUUGGCCAAAAAUAGCAAAUGCGCUCCAUUGAAUUCUACCCAUUUUUAGGAAAAAUUCAAAUUUUCAUUUUUUUUUCUCUGAGCAAUUUUGACCUAAAUUUGAUGGAAAACUUAAACAUUCUGAAAUUCUUAAUAUUUAGCUGAAAAUCAAUAUUUUUGACCAAUUUUCAGCUGAAAACCCUAAAAAAAUGAUGGAUUUUAAGCCAAAACUAACCAGAAAUAGCAAAUGCGCUCUACUGAACUCUAGCCGUUUUCAGGAAAAAUUCAAAUUUUCAUUUUUAUUUUCUGGAUCCAGAAAAUUAAUGGAAAAUCUUGAGUUUGAACUCAAACUUAAUGAAAUUCGUAAUAUUUAGCUGAAAAUCACUAUUUUUGACUGAAUUUAAUCCAAAAAUCCUGAAAAUGAUGGAUUUUAAGCCAAAACUAACCAGAAAUAGCAAAUGCGCUCUACUGAACUCUACCCGUUUUCAGGAAAAAUUCAAAUUUUCAUUUUUUUUUCUCUGAGGAAUUUUGACUUGAAAUUGAAAGAAAAUCGAUGAGUUUGGACUCAGAUUCUUAAUAUUUUGCUGAAAAUCACUAUUUUUGACCAAUUUUGAGCUGAAAACCCUAAAAAAUGAUGGAUUUUGAGCCAAAACAAACCAGAAAUAGCAAUUGCGCUCUAUUGAACUCUACCCGUUUUCAGAAAAAAUUCAAAUUUUCUUUUUUUUCUGAAUCUAAAAAAUUAAUGGAAAAUCUUGAGUUUGAACUCAAACCUAAUGAAAUUCUUAAUAUAUAGCUGAAAAUCACUACUUGUGACUAAAUUUAAUCCAAAAAUCCUGAAAAUGAUGGAUUUUAAAGGGGGGGUAAGACGACAAAAUUUUUUUGUCGCAAAGUUAAAGGCUCCCCAAAAGUAGUAAAACCUCCAAGGGAUUUUUUCUGGAAACGUCCAGAAAAAAUGUUCCAUAAACUAGGUACCACGUAUAGCUAUACGUUGAAAUUAUUCCAUAAACUUCCGGACAACGUAUAGCUAUACGUUGAAAAAAGUUCAUGGAAUAUUUUUUUCGGACCUUUUUAGGCCUUUCGAGAAAAAAUCCCCUGGGGCUUUUACUAUUCAAAGGGAGCCCGAUUCAUUGAGCAAAUAAAAUUUUGUCGUCUUACCCCCCCCCCCCUUUAAGCCAAAACUAACCAGAAAUAGAAAAUGCGCUCUAUUGAACUCACCCCUUUUUAAGGAAAAAUUCAAAUUUUUUGCAGCGCGACGAAUUUGGAAUAUUUUGCCGUGUUCUGAUGUCAUUUGUCUGGAAUGAUACGAGAGUUUCGAGAAAUUCUCAAAUUUUUGUUCGUGUUUUUUGUGCUGGAAUUAACAAAACUAGUAUACAAAAGGCGAUUGAGGUUGGUUUUUUUUUUUGCAAAAAAAACUUUUUUUCGGUGACUUUCAAAGAAAUACUUUUGUGAGGAAAUUUGAGACAAUGUUUUUCAUUUUUUUUUUUUGAAAAAAUGUGUCUGUUCGGAAUGACGUAGAUUGCGGAAAAUUGACACGUGGGAUGAAAUCAGAAUUUGAAAAAUGUAGAAAAUUCCCGGAUUUUGAAUCUGUAAAAAUUGUGCUCUGAAAUUUCCUGAAAACAUUUUGAAGACAAAUUUUCUGACAAAAUAAGCUUCCUAAGCAUACCUCCUUAAGAGUUUGGAUUUCUAGGCGCGAGUCCUAGACAAUCAAGUUGUAUAGGGUCAGCUACUUGACGACUAGGCUUUCUAGACUCGGCUGCUUGACGUAGAGGAUCUCAAGGCACGGCUCCUUGACAUUUGGGCUCUCUAGACGCGGUUCCUAGAAAAUCAAGUUCUCUAGGCUCGGCCACUUGACAACUAUGAUGUAUAGGCUCGCCUGCCUGACAUAGAGAAUCUCAAGGCGCGGCUCCUUGAAAGUAGGAUUUUAUAAGCACGGGUACGAUACAAUCAGGUUCUCAAGGAUCAGCCACUUGACAUAGAGGCUCUGUAGACGCUGUACCUAUCCAGAUCGGCUUUCUAGGCGCGGGCCCUAGAAAAGCAGCAUCCUUAAGCUCAACUGCUUGACAACUAUGAUGCAUAGGCUCGCCUGCUUGACAUAGAGAAUCUCAAGGCGCGGAUCCUUGAAAACUAGGUUUUCUAGACUCGGCUACUUGACACACAAGUUCUCUCUGAUUCCAAAAUCCUUUUCUGAUAUUUUUGCAGCCCGCCUACUCAUUCCACGGUCGUCCCAUCGUCACCUUCCCACCCACAUUCACCUCAAUGCUCCAAUUUGCCGAAUGGCAUCCCGACAUUUGUAUGCGAAAUUUCUCGCCAAUAUUUCACAUCACAUUUCAAGAUUUGUACAAUAAUUGCGCGGUUCAUUUGGAAGUUUGUGUGGAAAAAGAGGAGGAAACAACCACUUGA